This is a messenger RNA of Striga hermonthica, 1116 nucleotides long. Lineage: Eukaryota; Viridiplantae; Streptophyta; Magnoliopsida; Lamiales; Orobanchaceae. The record is from the annotation of a GenBank genome assembly.
AUGGAGCCAUUAUGGAAGCUAGCCUAUUUACUUGAACCCUCCUCAAUCACUCUUUUCCUAACUGCUGUCUUAGUUUCAUAUGCCUCGGCCUCUCGAGCCCUAAACUAUGGGAAGGAAAUGGAAAGAAACCGUGACCUUUCGGAAGCUUCCAUCACCUUAGACCGUUCUCAGGCACUAAUGAUUCCCAUAAUGAGCUCUUUUAGCUUGCUUCUCAUGUUCUACCUAUUCCCUUCUGUCUCUCAGCUCCUCACAGCCUUCACGGCAGUUGCCUCUACAUCGGCUCUGUACUUUUGCCUCUCACCGUAUGUGGCUCAAAUCAGGUCCAGAUUCGGGCUGCCCGACCCUUAUCUGUCACGUUGCUGUACAAAAUCGGUCACGAGAAUCCAAACGCUAUUACUCGUUACAUGUGUUGGAUUUGUCGUGUCAUGGCUGGUGACAGGUCAUUGGAUAUUGAACAAUUUGUUGGGUAUUUCCCUUUGCGUGGCUUUUGUGAGCCAUGUUCGGUUGCCGAAUAUCAAAAUUUGCGCCAUGCUGCUUUUUUGUCUGUUUUUAUACGAUAUAUUUUGGGUUUUUUAUUCGGAGAGGUUUUUCGGUGAGAAUGUGAUGGUCUCGGUUGCAACCCAACAGGCGUCUAACCCUGUUCAUACGGUGGCCGAUAGCCUGAGCCUUCCCGGGCUGGGGAUGAUUACGAAAAAGCUCGAGCUUCCGGUUAAGAUUGUUUUUCCGAGGAAUAUGUUGGGAGGUGGGGUCCCAGCAAACAAUGUUUCCGAUUAUAUGAUGCUUGGCCUUGGUGACAUGGCUAUUCCCUCUAUGCUUUUGGCGCUUGUCCUUUGUUUUGACCAUAGGAAAAGCCGAGACCCUUCAAUUGACUUGGACUUCCAAUCUUCAAAAGGGUUCAAAUACUUCAAGCACGCCCUUUUCGGGUAUGCAGUUGGACUGCUUACAGCCUUGGCAGCUGGUAUCUUAACACACUCACCUCAACCGGCUCUCUUGUAUUUGGUCCCGUGCACUUUGGGGCCGGUGGUUAUCCUGUCUUGGAUGAAAAAUGAGCUCUUUGAGCUGUGGGAAGGAGGUACAACCGACGUUAAUGAGAAGAUUCAUCUGACAGAAGUAUGA